Molecule: messenger RNA, 1208 nt
Organism: Cucurbita pepo subsp. pepo (vegetable marrow)
Lineage: Eukaryota; Viridiplantae; Streptophyta; Magnoliopsida; Cucurbitales; Cucurbitaceae
Product: transcription factor bHLH117
Biological process (GO): regulation of DNA-templated transcription
Molecular function (GO): protein dimerization activity; DNA-binding transcription factor activity
Source: RefSeq, a predicted model, not a curated record
UACAAAUAUAAUCCCUUGUUCUCUGUUUUUUGCUUUGCUCAUGGAGACUUCUGCUGGCGACGAUGCUUCCUCCACUGUUUGGGAUGAUGCUUGCUUCGACGCCAUGUUUUCUGGCGUCAGUCUCCAGUCGUUUCUCGCGGGUGGUAGCCAGAGCCACACAUUGUUGCCGUCUCUGUUCGGAGGAUGCUACGUUGCCGAUUCUCUUACUUUUCCUGACGGUAUGACGUCGUUGUAUCCUCAGGUAAGCUCUAACUUCGUCGCUGAAAGUACCGCCUCUUCCGAUGGUCCCUUCUUCAAGUUGCCUAAAUCUGAGCCGAUGAGUGUGUAUGAACAAACGGAGACUCAAGAAUCCUCGUUCCUUUUUCAUGAUUCGACGUCGUUUCCUCACUUGCCCGAUCUCCGUUCCUUGGAGCAAUGUUCGUCGUCGUUUAACAAGCGUGCUCGAGUCGAUUCUGUGAUGAAUCCGUUGCAGAUGGUGGAGCCGAUGGUGCGAACAUGUGAGGGUUUCCAGAACUUUUUUGUGCCGUACGAGUACAAACUCUCGCCGGAUUUAACCACUUCUGCUGCUGUGUCUCCCGCUGUUCAAAUCCCUCGCAGUGCUUUGGCUCGACAGCGUCGUCAGAAAUUGAGCGACAAGACGCGUUGCUUGCAGAAACUACUGCCAUGGGACAAAAAAAUGGACAUCGCUACAAUGCUUGAAGAAGCGUGCAAGUACGUCAAGUUCCUUCAGGCACAACUCCUCGCGCUUCAAUCCAUGCCCCGUGAAUCGGCCAUUUCUAGUUAUUCAAAUAAUCAUUACAUCACCGGUAUGUUUGGUGGAUUGGAGAGGCUGAAUCGAAACCAACUAUUGCAAGUUUUAGUUAACUCGCCGGUGGCUCAGACCAUGCUUUGUUCUCAGAGUUGUUGCGUUUUCUCGGCAGAACAGUUGGGGCUUAUCCAGAAGAUCGCGGAGAAACGAGUUCUGCUGCAGCAAAUGUCGACAUUCCGUCCCAAGCCCUAGUUUCCGAUCGAGUUCCGCCGUUCGUGAUUCAGACCGACGGAACGGCAAGGCUGCGCGUCCGGUACUACAAUAUUUCUUUAUGUGUUUGCGUUUUAGGUCAUUAGAAAGCAUGAUAGAAAUUAGACUAUCCAUUCCCCAUUUUUGGUAUUUUGGGAACAAUUUUUGUAGUCACAAUUUGGAAUGUUGCGAAAAUGCUUUUAGGUGAAAG